AUAAGAAAAUUUCAAACCAGCCAAAAAAAAAAAUUUCGGCUUCUGCUUCAAAAUUUGUUGUAAACAGAAUGCAACGUUCCUCAACGUCUUGGCCAAAUUAUAGAAACCAAUACUACAAUCCGGUCUACAAAAUUCGCGCAUUAAUACAAACACUGGAUGCUGAGUUGAGUGCACUCUCACAUCGUUGCCUAGUUUCGAAAGUUAACGCCUUGAAUUCACCCAAUCCCAAAGUGGAGUACAUACUCGGUCAUAGCGCCACUGGGGUGCCAUACAGGGCACUGCCGAAUACUCAAAAAAGUAUGGCUGUAUUGAGUGAUAUCCGGUCAAUGUCUCCCGCACAGACGCGCACCCUGUCCGGCAUCUAUCGAUCGCGUGUAAUUGAGGCGUUUCGCAAUAGACGCAUUUUUACCGUUUACGGUAAUUAUCAUACAAUACGACGCGCAUUGCUGAAUCGUGGUUGGGUGGAGAAAUUGGCACCAAAUCGCUAUGUGAAAUUACAGAGCUUGCCCGAGGAGGUGCUGCUACAACAUGCAAAGCAUGGCAACGACUAUGAAGCAGUAGCCAUUUCGAAAAUUAUCAGUCACUUUCCGGCUUUCUUUAUUUGGCAACCGAAGUCUUACCGUGACUUUCAUUCUGAUGUAUUUCCGCUACGAAAUCGCGUACGACGCGGACGCAAUUUGGACUUUUCCACAAAGGUUGGCUUAAUUGGUUGUGCCGAGCAGCACCAGUGGUUCCAUGAGAAGGGCGUAUGCGGCAUGAGUCAUCCGCGCUUUUAUCGUCUCGGUGGCAGCAUGGAAGAGCGCAUCGCAUUUAUAGAGGAUUUUCGUCAAACUCAAUGUCGCAGUUUGCUUAAAUUUAUAAUGGAAAAUAAGGAACGUCUGGCGGAGUUAGUCGACUCAGAGGAAGGUACAAUACCCAUAUCGGUGGUGCAUUUUGCUGUGACAAAUUUUAAAAAACAUUUCGAUGAAUUUGAACAUCGCACACUGGACGAUAAAGACGUAACGAAUGCAGAACGCGAAAAUGCUGAAUGGCAGACUUUUAUUAUGCAGUCAAACGAAGUCAUACGCAACAAUGCCAAAAUCAAAGCGACUGCAUCUUUGUUGGAGGAUGUGUCAAAACUUAGUCGCAUUUAUUUGUUUAAAAUGGAAGAGCGGCGUCCAGACUACAAAUGGGAUGGUUGCCGUAAUCUUUGGAUACUCAAGCCGGGCUAUCAAUGUCGCGGACUGGGCAUCAUCAUACGCAGUUCCAUCGAAGAGAUUUUACAAUGGGCAAUCAAUAAUCCACAAAGGCGAUAUAUCGCACAAAAGUAUUUGGAGCGUCCCCUCUUGAUACACAAGACCAAGUUUGACAUACGACAGUAUAUGCUCCUCUCCAUUGGCGAAUCGACACUCUCCAUUUGGUUGUAUAGGGAUUGUUAUCUACGCUUUAGCUCUCAGGAAUUCACCAUCAAUGAUCUGCGCGAAUCGAUACAUCUGACGAAUAAUUCCGUACAGAAACGUUACAAGAAUAAACCAAAUCGUGACGUACGUUUGCCGAAGAAUAAUAUGUGGUCCUUGGAACAGUUCAAAGUCUAUCUAAAACACUCGAAUGCGCCUGAAAAUAUAUGGGAAGACCGAAUUUAUCCCGGUUUCAAAGAGAAUCUUAUAGCUGUUGUGAUGUCAAGUUUAGAAGAGACGGAAUUUGUGGAAAAUUCGUUCGAAUUAUAUGGCUGUGAUUUGAUGUUAGACGAGGAAUACAAUCCAAUACUGAUCGAAAUCAAUUCAACACCAGAUAUGUCACCAUCGACUGGUGUGACUGCACGGAUUUGUCCGUUGGCUCUGAGGGAUUUGGUAAAAGUGAUUGUCGAUUUGCCGCGCAAUCCACUCGCACCUACUGGCAAUUUUGAGCGCGUUUAUGAAGUCAAUUACAAGAUCAAAAGAGAUUUCGAUCCCGAAGUUGGUUUAGAUCUUUGUGGUAAGUCGAUGACUCUGUUCAAGCCGACACCCACGCCGCCGAAGAGGAUAUCUCGAAGCCCGCUGAAAGUAAUUAGGAAAAUCGAACCUGUCAUUAAAGCGCCGCUAAAACGAUUAAGAGGACCACCACAGAAGUCUAAACCUCAAAUCGGCGGUGGUGCUACUGAACCUAAAAUGCUCAAAUCAGCCGCCAGAGAAGCGCUUGCCAUUCGCUACACUGCUCCGAAGUAAGAAAAUGACGAAAUUACUCAGUUCUAUAUCGAAUGUUCAAUAGUUUAAUAGGACGUUCACGUCAAUUUGUAACAAUUAAGAUCAAAUUAACUAAGUGGAACAAUAAUAAAAUUUGUACA
This is a messenger RNA of Anastrepha ludens (Mexican fruit fly), 2302 nucleotides long. RefSeq names its product tubulin glycylase 3B (gene TTLL3B). The transcript has 3 exons. Lineage: Eukaryota; Metazoa; Arthropoda; Insecta; Diptera; Tephritidae. The record is from RefSeq and is a predicted model, not a curated record. Bases 69 to 2183 code for a protein of 704 amino acids. Gene Ontology annotation, cellular component: cilium. Gene Ontology annotation, molecular function: protein-glycine ligase activity, initiating. Gene Ontology annotation, biological process: cilium movement; cilium assembly; protein polyglycylation.